Messenger RNA from Rhipicephalus sanguineus (brown dog tick), 699 nucleotides. RefSeq names its product salivary cystatin-L. The record is from RefSeq and is a predicted model, not a curated record. Gene Ontology annotation, molecular function: cysteine-type endopeptidase inhibitor activity. The transcript has 5 exons. The coding region runs from base 1 to 699 and encodes 232 amino acids. NCBI's taxonomy places the organism in Eukaryota, Metazoa, Arthropoda, Arachnida, Ixodida, Ixodidae.
AUGGCAGUGAUCAAGCAGACCUGCCUACUUCUGCUCCUUGGGGUUUGGGCUGGCGUAUUGCUCGGCAGCUGCUACGUCAAUUCACAGAUGACGGGAGGCUGGACAGAGCAGGAUCCGCAAAGGAGCUCCACGUACCUGAAGCUUGCCCACUACGCGGUCUCCACGCAAACCAAGGGGAGGACGGUGUACGACACGGUCGUCAAGCUCACUAAUGCCGCCACACAGGUUGUUGCAGGGAUUAACUACAAGCUAACAUUUGUUACGGCACCGUCAAUCUGCAAGAUCCGUCACGUCGCUUAUUCGGCGGAGAAGUGUCUUCCUGCCGGACCGGCGAACAAGAAGUGUACGGCGAUCAUCUACAUUGCUGCUGCGGCGAAUGCUAAGCAAGUUUCCAGCUACACCUGCUUCAGCCUGACAGGUAAAGAAUUUAUUGAAGGCUUCAGCAAGGUCAUCACCAGUGAGAACGUGGUUGUCUACAAUGAGGUGCCGGAGAGGACUUUUGCAGACCUCUACAGAGACAACAAGACCGGCAUCAUCGCCGAGACUGGUACAACUGCUGCAGUCAGCAUCUCAGCCGGUAUCCGACAGGGUUGCCCAUUGAGCGGCCUGUCGUUCAACCUGGUGCUCGACCCCGUCAUACGGGCGGUUCAAGGAGGUGAAAAGCAGCACAACGUGUUCGCCUACGCCGAUCUGGCGUAG